AUGGACGUACUGCUGGAAACCGAGGGAACCUGGAAGAAAGGGAAUGCUUUCGCCGUCCCAGAUCUUCGAGCGAAAGUGGAGGCUGAUGGGCAUUCAAACCCGGAGUUCAGGGUUACCUUGACCGGCGGAACACUGUUAAACAACGGCAGCUCCCAACGUUGGGGCGACUGCGAGGGUCCCGUGAAACUGGGUGGAUCGGCGUACAUCAGGUGCUACGUCGCGCUGCAAGGUUUGGAAGUAUCCUACCGCAAGGGCGACUUCUUCAGCCAAAUCACAAUGGGAAGAGUGAAUGUCAGAGCGAUGGCAAACCUGCUCGACUCAAAGGCCGAAGUGGAAUUUCGUCAUUUCAAUGGAAACCAGACCGAAGAAGUGAGGGUGUCUGUGGAUGAGGUAGAUGUGCACCUGACAGAGUUGGGGCCACGGGUGCCACAUCAUCCUCAAUGGCCAAAGUUGGAGAAAGCUGUCCGGUUGAAAAUGAACGAGACGAUGUCGGACUUGAUCCCCGAAAUUCUUGCCGAUCAUCUCGUUGUCGCGAUGGGCAGGGUGAACUUUCCGCUUCCCAAAUAAACCGGUAACCUGAAGUGAGGACACC
Ixodes scapularis (black-legged tick) is the source of this 592-nucleotide messenger RNA. RefSeq lists its product as uncharacterized. The record is from RefSeq and is a predicted model, not a curated record. Bases 1 to 567 code for a protein of 188 amino acids. Lineage: Eukaryota; Metazoa; Arthropoda; Arachnida; Ixodida; Ixodidae. The transcript is spliced from 2 exons.